AUGGAGAAGCGUGAAGAGGCAGCAGUGGUUGGCCAGGAAGUGAGGCCUGGGGAGAAAGGGGAGCUUGUUCAGAUCGAUGUCACUCGUGAUAUCACUCGUGCUGAGCACGAACUUGGCUUUUGGCAGGCUAUGAGACAAUAUCCCACCGCUACAUUCUGGGCCAUGUUUUUCAGCAUCGCUGUUAUUAUGUCGGGUUACGAUGGCCAAAUCAUCUUCUCGUUUUACGCUCUCCCAGCAUUCCAAAAGCGAUAUGGAAAUCUUGUUGACGGCUCCUACGAAAUCCCUGCCCCAUGGCAAACUGCUCUCGGAAUGGGCAAUCCAAUCGGCCAAGUCCUUGGUGCACUUGCCAGCGGCUAUCCAAUGGAACGAUUUGGCCGAAGAUGGACGUUAGCCGUGUGCUGCGUGUGGUCAAUCGGGUUUGUAUUUGUGCAGUUUUUCGCCACCUCUCUUCCGAUGCUCUGCGCUGGCGAAAUCCUGGGCGGUCUAGCUUACGGUUUUUACGUGGUAAUUGCUCCAACAUACGCGUCGGAAAUUUGCCCUCUGGCACUCCGAGGUCUACUUACGGCAUUCAUAAACCUGGCCUUUGUCAUUGGACAGUUCAUUGCACAAGGAGUCGCUGCAGGCUUAGAAGGCAGAGAAGAUGAAUGGGCAUAUAAAGCGCCUUUUGCAUUGCAAUGGCUCUGGCCGUUGGUUAUCCUCGUGGGCCUACCCUUUGCUCCAGAAAGUCCAUAUUGGCUUGUCCGCCAGGGACGCAGGGAGGAUGCCCGUAAGGCCUUGGUGAAAUUGUCGUCUUCGAAGAAUGCUCCAGAUAUUGACCAAGUGCUGCUUGGAGUGGAGCAGACGGAUCGUCUGGAACAAGAAUUUGAAGCGACGACCAACUACUGGGACUUGUUCAAGGGUGUCAACCGUGUGCGAACAGAAAUCACAAUCAUGGUGUAUUUGAUCCAAGUAAUAGCUGGAAAUCCACUUAUUGGCUAUGCCAAUUAUUUCUUUGAACAAGCAGGUCUCAAUCCUGCAGAGGCAUUCGAUAUGGGCGUUGGAAACACUGCUUUGGGAUUCGUCGGCACGAUCACAUCAUGGUUCUUGCUAAACUAUUUCAAACUCGGCCGCCGAACUAUCUAUAACACCGGCAUGUGGGUGAUGACAUUGCUUCUCUUUAUUAUCGGCUUCCUCAGUAUCCCGACUCACAAUAAAGGUGCAAUCUGGGCAAUGGCCAGCUGCAUGGAUGUGUGGACGUUCAUCUAUCAGAUGACCGUUGGGCCUAUAUGUUUUGUCGUUAUUUCCGAGAUAUCCUCUACACGAUUGCGAACGAAGUCUAUUGCGGUGUCUACUGCGGUUCAAUCAUUCUUCAACAUUAUUAGCACCAUUGCCAUGCCGUAUAUGCUAAAUAGCGAUCAGGCCAACUGGGGAGGCAAAGCAGGCUUUUUGUUUGGAGGAAUCAGCUUUUUCUGUGCUAUCUGGUGUCAUUUCAGGUUGCCUGAAAGCCAGGGAAGGACCUUUGAGGAGCUUGAUAUUCUUUUUCAAAGAAGGGUUCCAUUGAGGGAAUUCAAGACUUAUGAUCUGUUGUUGGAGACGGAAUCAGAAAAGGUCAUCACAGCAUGA
Molecule: messenger RNA, 1602 nt
Organism: Trichoderma virens Gv29-8
Lineage: Eukaryota; Fungi; Ascomycota; Sordariomycetes; Hypocreales; Hypocreaceae
Exons: 5
Coding region: 1-1602 (533 amino acids)
Biological process (GO): carbohydrate transport; transmembrane transport
Cellular component (GO): membrane
Molecular function (GO): carbohydrate:proton symporter activity
Source: RefSeq, a predicted model, not a curated record